Molecule: messenger RNA, 2809 nt
Organism: Neltuma alba
Lineage: Eukaryota; Viridiplantae; Streptophyta; Magnoliopsida; Fabales; Fabaceae
Product: phospholipase D alpha 1-like
Exons: 4
Coding region: 136-2559 (807 amino acids)
Biological process (GO): phospholipid catabolic process; phosphatidylcholine metabolic process
Cellular component (GO): plasma membrane
Molecular function (GO): calcium ion binding; D-type glycerophospholipase activity
Source: RefSeq, a predicted model, not a curated record
CUCGGGUAUCUUCGGUGCACCCCUGUAGUAUCUUCUUGUUUAAAUGAAAUAGUCUAAUAGCAAAGAUCUGAUCUGUUCCUCACUACCCCUUUUUCUCUUCCCUCUGGUAUUCGGAUCUCUCUGCACUGGUGAGAGAUGGCGCAAAUUUUACUCCAUGGGACUCUCCACGUCACGAUCUUUGAGGUGGAUAGGCUGAAGAGCAGUGGUGGCAAUAUCUUCAGCAAGCUGAAGGAAAAUUUUGAGGAGGCAGUUGGUUUUGGAAAAGGAGUUACUAAACUCUAUGCAACCAUCGAUCUUGAGAAGGCCAGAGUUGGAAGGACUAGAAUUCUAGAAAAUGAACAUUCCAACCCUCGGUGGUAUGAGUCUUUCCACAUUUAUUGCGCUCACAUGGCUUCCAAUAUUAUAUUCACUGUGAAAGAUGAUAAUCCUAUUGGAGCAACCUUAAUUGGAAGGGCAUAUGUGCCUGUUACGGAUAUCUUGGAUGGUGAUGAAAUAGACAGGUGGGUUGAAAUCUUGGAUGUGAACAAAAAUCCCAUUCAUGGUGGUUCAAAAAUCCACGUGAAACUGCAAUAUUUUGAUGUCACCAAAGAUCGCAGCUGGGCUCGUGGUGUUAGAAGUGCUAAAUUUCCCGGAGUUCCAUACACUUUCUUCUCACAGAGACAAGGAUGUAAGAUCUCUCUGUACCAAGAUGCUCACAUCCCAGAUAAUUUUGUCCCUGAAAUACCUCUUGCUGGAGGUGAGAAAUAUGUUCCUCAUCGAUGUUGGGAGGAUGUUUUUGAUGCUAUCACUAAUGCCAAGCACUUAAUAUACAUCACCGGUUGGUCUGUAUAUACUGAGAUCUCCUUGGUAAGGGAUAAAAGGAGGCCAAAGCCUGGGGGAGACAUAACAAUUGGUGAGCUCCUCAAGAAAAAGGCAAGUGAAGGUGUCAGGGUUUUAAUGCUUGUUUGGGAUGAUAGAACAUCUGUUGGUUUGUUAAAAAGAGAUGGAUUGAUGGCUACCCAUGAUGAAGAAACUGAGCAUUACUUCCAUGACACUGAUGUGCAUUGUGUUUUAUGCCCCCGCAAUCCUGAUGAUGGGGGAAGCAUCAUUCAGGACUUGCAAGUCUCUGCCAUGUUCACCCAUCAUCAGAAGAUUGUGGUGGUAGACAGUGAAUUGCCAAGUGGAGGAUCAGACCAGCGAAGAAUUGUUAGUUUUGUUGGGGGUAUUGACCUCUGUGAUGGUAGAUAUGAUACUCCAUUCCAUUCACUGUUCAGAACUCUGGACACAGCACACCAUGAUGACUUUCAUCAACCCAACUUUCCUGGUGCUGCUAUCACAAAAGGUGGUCCCAGGGAGCCUUGGCAUGACAUCCAUUCCCGGCUUGAAGGACCCAUUGCUUGGGAUGUUUUAUUUAACUUUGAACAAAGAUGGAGGAAGCAAGGUGGGAAGGAUGUGCUUGUUCAGUUGAGAGAGCUUCAAGAUGUCAUCAUUCCUCCAUCCCCAGUUAUGUUUCCUGAUGAUCAUGAGACAUGGAAUGUUCAGUUAUUUAGAUCUAUCGAUGGGGGAGCUGCUUUUGGGUUUCCAGAGACUCCUGAAGAUGCUGCCAAAGCUGGGCUCAUUAGUGGGAAGGAUAAUAUUAUUGAUCGUAGUAUUCAAGAUGCUUAUAUUCAUGCCAUUCGACGAGCAAAGGAUUUCAUCUAUAUUGAAAAUCAGUACUUCCUUGGAAGCUCUUUUGCUUGGAGCCCUGAGGGUAUCAAACCUGAGGACAUAAAUGCUUUACAUGUCAUCCCAAAGGAGCUUUCACUUAAAAUCGUCAGUAAGAUUGAAGCUGGGGAAAGAUUCACUGUAUAUGUUGUGAUCCCAAUGUGGCCAGAAGGUAUCCCAGAAAGUGCGUCAGUGCAGGCAAUAUUGGACUGGCAGAGGAGGACAAUGGAGAUGAUGUACAAAGAUGUUAUUCAGGCGCUUAGGGCCAAUGGAAUUGAAGAAGAUCCUCGUAACUAUUUGACAUUCUUCUGCCUUGGUAAUCGAGAGUUGAAGAAACCUGGAGAGUACCAACCUUCAGAAAGACCAGAUCCUGAUUCUGAUUAUUCGAGAGCUCAAGAGGCCCGGCGCUUCAUGAUCUAUGUUCAUGCCAAGAUGAUGAUAGUUGAUGAUGAGUACAUAAUCAUAGGAUCUGCCAACAUCAACCAGAGAUCAAUGGAUGGUGCCAGGGACUCCGAGAUUGCCAUGGGCGCUUAUCAACCAUAUCAUUUGGCUCACAGGCAGCCUGCACGGGGUCAGAUCCAUGGUUUCCGCUUGUCAUUGUGGUAUGAGCACCUUGGCAAGCUUGACGAUUCCUUCCUCCAGCCAGCAAGCGAAGAAUGUGUCAGGAAGGUGAACCGGAUGGCUGACAAGUACUGGGACCUCUAUUCAAGUGAGUCGCUGGAACAUGACCUUCCUGGACACCUGCUUCGCUACCCGAUCGGGAUUUCUGAAGAAGGAGAAAUCACAGAGGUGCCAGGAUUUGAAUUUUUCCCAGACACCAAGGCUCGUGUUCUCGGUGGCAAGGCUGACUACAUGCCACCAAUCCUCACAACUUAACUUAUUUCGUACUUGCUUCACAUAAACUUUUGCUGCUACAGAUUCAAUUUCUGGUUUCCUUACUAUAGUGGUUUGCUAAUGUAAUAAACACAUUGUAGCGUGUGAUUUCUCUCUGUAGAUGUCACUAUCUAGACGAGGAUGGCCAUGUCAGUUGAGUUCUUGGUGUUUCAGGUUCUGUGAUGAAUUGUUGUCGGGUUUUAUGACUGGAGCUGUUUGAUCUAAUACGAUGACUCGGUUUUAUUUUUCUGUA